GGCCAGGUUCUGGGCUGGACUCAAGGAUGCCCACAAGCUCCAGACGCCCUGCCCGCUGCCCAUCCUGCAGACCAUGUGGGGGGCAGGGGGGGCUGUGGGUGUGACAUGUGCAGAGAUUCACGUCCAAAACCAAGUCCCAGGUUGUAGCCUGGCUUUAGACAAGGCCACACUCAAAGUGUCACAACCUGAUGGAAAUGGGUUGGUUUUGAGGUGGAGGUUACACCUCCUUCCUCCGUUUUAAGAGAGAGAGAGGGCCUAAUGCAGUAAUCAACCAGCUGGGUUCUGGAACCCGAGGGGCCUGGCUUAGCUGUGAAGUCUGUGAGCCCCGUGACCUUGGGGAGGCGAGCCUCCAUGUCCUUAUCUGGAGAAUGGGCAUAAGAAUAGAUUUCCUUGUGUGUAAACUGGGCUCAAGAAGAGACUACCUCUUAGGGUUGUUGAAAAGACCAGGACUUGUCCAGAGACCUCUGGCACAGAGGAGGUCAGGACCUGCCUCAUGACUGAAUUACACUUUCCUGUGUUUAGGACCUGAUUCUAGGAAACAGAACAGCCAGGAAUCCUCAUUCUCUGCCUCUGGGAAUGGAGAGAUGGAUCCUAAGAUGAACGGGCCAGAAGUGAGUUCAUCUCAGACUCCAGUUCUUUCCAAAGGGAACUUGGACGGCUACUUUAUAACUGCUGAAGAGUGCCUGAGACAGUUCCCCCGGAGACUGAAGGAAUCCUUCCGGGAGCCCUACGCGGCCUUCUUUAAGAUGGACACGGACAGGGAUGGCAUCGUCACCAUGCACGACCUUCAUCAGCUGCAGCACCUGGUCUUCAACCUGAAGGACGAGGAUUUCGAGCGAUUCCUGGGCCUUCUUGGCUUGAGGCUCAGCGUCACGUUAAAUUUCCAUGAAUUUCGAAAUUUGUGUGAGAAGAGACCGUUCAGAAUAGAAGACACCGCGCCUCAGAGACUCAUGAGACCAAAACAGAAGGUUGCAGAUUCAGAACUAGCUUGUGAACAGGCUCAUCAGUAUCUUGUUACCAAAGCAAAAACCAGAUGGUCAGACUUGUCUAAGAAUUUUAUCGAAACCGACAAUGAGGGCAACGGCAUUCUUCGACGACGGGAUGUAAAGAACGCGCUGUAUGGCUUUGAUAUUCCCCUCACACCCAGAGAAUGUGAGAAGCUUUGGAUGAGGUACGACACCGAGGGAAGAGGGCACAUUACUUACCAAGAAGUUUUACAGAAAUUGGGGGUUAACUCUUCAGCGGCUAUUCAUCAGCCCUACGCAGAGGAUUAUUUCAACUUCAUGGGUCAUUUCACGAAGCCACAGCAGGUGCAAGAAGAGAUGAAGGAGCAGAGCACGGAGAGGGCCGUGCCGGCCGGUUGGGGAAUCAGCUGGCAUGGUAAUUCCAUCAAUUACCUCGACUUCUUGAGAGCAGUGGAGAAUAGCAAGCUGACAAAACCUCAGCCACAAGAGAAGGAGGAGAGCGUGCCGAUCAAUUUUGCGACCCUAAGUCCAGAGGAGGUUCUGAAGAACGUCCAGGAGGUCGUUGCCUCCUCCAGUCCGGCUUUGUCAACGGCAUUUUCUGCACUGGAUAAAGAGGACACUGGGUUUGUAAAGGCUUCGGAUUUUGGACAAGUUCUUAAGGAUUUCUGUUACAAACUAACAGAUACCCAGUAUCAUUAUUUUUUGAGAAAACUAAGAAUUCAUCUCACCCCGUAUAUAAAUUGGAAAUAUUUUCUCCAGAACUUCAACAGUUACCUUGAGGAGGCUGCUGCUGAGUGGGCUGAGAAGAUGCCCAAAGGCCCGCCGCCCGUAUCUCCCAAGGAAAUGGCAAACCAAGAGGUCCUGGCCCGGCUCCACAAAGCUGUGACCUUCCACUACAACACGAUCGCCCAGGAGUUUGAGAACUUCGACACCAUGCGGACCAAUACCGUCUCCAGGGACGAGUUCCGGUCCAUUUGGACUCGCCACGUCCAAGUUCUGACGGAUGAGCAAUUUGAUAGGCUCUGGGACCAGAUGCCCGUCGACGCCAAGGGAAGGCUGCAAUACCUGCACUUCCUCAGGAGCUUCAGCUCGGGGAAGGCGGCCCCGCCGCCGGCCCCGGGCGCCUCGGCCAAGGCGCAGAGAGGGUGCGGCGUCCCCGAGGUCUCAGAGAGAAGCAGGUCUGCAGGGUCGUCGCCCACUCGAGACCUGAAAGCAGGGUCCAAACCGCGGAGUCACCCCUGCACCCCCGCGAGCACGACCCCACCGCUGCAGAACUGCGAGCCCGUGGAGAAUAAGCUGCGGAAGAAGAUCCAGGGCUGCUGGCGCGAGUUCCUGCGAGAGUGCCAGGAGAGGGACGCCAACAAGCAGGGCGAGAUCCCCGCCACGGAGUUCCAGGCUCUCGUGGAGAAAUUCAACCUGGGCGUAAACAGAGAUGAGUGCCGGCAGCUCAUCGUCAAGUACGACUUAAAGAACAACGGGAGGUUUGCUUAUUGUAACUUCAUUCAGAGCUACGUCCUCCUGUUAAAAGCAAAGGAAACCUCGCUGAUGCAGAGAAUGAAACUGCAGAAGGCGACUAAAAUGAAAGAAUGCGGUGCUGAGACUUCUUCCUUUUACGCCGCUCUGCUGCGGAUUCAACCCCAAAUUGUGCGCUGCUGGAGGCCGAUGCUGCGCACACUCAAGGCCUACGACGAGGGAAGGACGGGGCUUUUAAGCGUGGCUGAUUUCAGGAUGGUCCUGAGGCAGUACGGCAUCAACCUCUCCGAGGAGGAGUUCUUCCACAUCCUGGAGUAUUAUGACAAGACGCUGUCUUCAAAAAUCUCCUACAACGACUUCCUCCACGCCUUCCUUCAGUAGGGGGCCAGCUCUGCGAGCCCAGCAUGGACAGACGGGGACCGCAGGGCCUGUCCCCGAGACUAGUAAAAUCUAUCAUCGGGCUGUCUCACGAACUUCCAGAGUGUCCCCAAAACAGAGCCCACACCCACGCCCGGCCUGCGUCUUUCCGAGGUCAUCCCAGGCCCAGCGCUGGGCUCUAGCGUCAGCAGUGGCCUUCCAGAGGGCCUCAGGGCUGCCCCGCUGAGCCUCGGGACCCUCGUUAGUUUGAGCAAAUUAAAAUGUUAGUCUCUGCAAGAAUGAUGCUUGAAGCUUUAAAGGAACCACCAAUGAUAAACUUCAAAACUCAGACUUUCUGAAGGUUUUAUUCACAAGAGCUUGCUGGGUGCCUCAGGGCCGCCACAGCACUUCCUCCACCUGGGUCACAUCUGUGCCCCUGCUGGGCUUGUCCACAGGGCCGCCUUGCUGCCCCUGGUGACACAGGCACCAGCCUGACGUCACGGAGGAGCGGCCGGCAUCUACGUCAGGCCCCAUGUGUUCUUUGGGGGCUCAGCCUUUCCAGGGCCCGGCUGAGCUGACCGCUGAUUGGAGCCACCCACCAGCGCCCAUUGCUGGAGGGACUCUUGCUUGGACACAGCAGGGUGUGACAAGCUGAGAGAAGUUUUCAAUUGCCGCAGUCCUUUCCACCCAUCACGAAGAAGAUGGAAGGGAGACAGUUUGCUGCCUCCUGGAAAGUUCUGGAAGGAACAGAAGAGGCAGGCAAGAGAGCUGCCCCUGAGCUGUGUGACCCCGGG
Messenger RNA from Globicephala melas (long-finned pilot whale), 3589 nucleotides. NCBI's taxonomy places the organism in Eukaryota, Metazoa, Chordata, Mammalia, Artiodactyla, Delphinidae. The record is from RefSeq and is a predicted model, not a curated record.